This is a messenger RNA of Colletotrichum spaethianum, 1410 nucleotides long. RefSeq lists its product as uncharacterized. NCBI's taxonomy places the organism in Eukaryota, Fungi, Ascomycota, Sordariomycetes, Glomerellales, Glomerellaceae. The record is from RefSeq and is a predicted model, not a curated record. The transcript has 4 exons. Bases 1 to 1410 code for a protein of 469 amino acids.
AUGCAUCGCCAACAAUGGCCAGCGCGCACACCUGUCCAGGUCCAGCCGCAGAACCGCGACCCGGCUGCUUCCUUGAUACCCUCGCACAGCAUCCGCCACAACACUGGACUUCCACGUUACAGUAAACCUCUGGACGCUGUUUCAGUCCCUUCAUCGACAUCGACCGUGGCCUCGGUUUCACGGGAAUCGGAUCCCAAUCUUGACAACUACAGCCAGGAUGCCAACGAUAGCAGGUUUUCGACGCCGGCGUCGGGUCAGUCAGCCGGCAUCAUUAAUCCGUUUGACCUUUCUGCCGCUGCACCUUCGGAGCCUCGUCAUGUCCUCGUCCGCGUGGAUGGCGACGCCGGUGCGUACCUCGGCAACGUUGUGGGACGGCCAGCCCCUCCUGAACUCAACCUCCCAACCGAGAUGGACGGCUCGCGGUCGGUCACUAGCGGAGACCAGAUCCAAACUGGCUGGAGCGUUGACUACUAUGGCUUAUCCCGCACCCCAAGGGAGUAUGGAAAUGGUAUCGGAUGGCGCUCUCAGGAAUCCGAGGCCGUAGCGGAUGCCCAGAGCAACUUUGGAUGGCCUCGAAAGUACGUGUGCUCCAUGUGCUCAUUGCACUGGAAAGCCAUGCCUUUGCCUGCCAAGGUCAUUCGAGGAGAUUAUGUGCGGACACGCUCCGGCGUCUGCCGAUCCCGACGGCACGCUUACAAGAACCAGCCGAACCCGUCAGAUGGCCGGAGGGACCCGGCCUUCUCCCGGCCGGGGUGCUCAGAGCCCUACUCGCAGCUGCACUACUACCUCGACCAUGAAGGCCCCGGUAACGAGCCGUGCGUCCGGGGUCUUUGUCAAAUCUGCCGGCCCGUUUCAUUCUUCCCGGACUCGCAACCGACGACCCACUGCUGUCCGCCGCCGGUUGUCGAACCGGGCUACCUCAAAGAGAUCUACCGGUGCAUCAUGGACAACUGCCCGUUCUUGACAGACACGCGGCGGGAGAUGAAGGCCCAUCUUCAUUCUCCCCGAAAGAAUGGCCACAAGUCAUAUUUGACGGGACUAGCCAGCCGCAUUGAGCAUAGCCAAACCCUGAGCGCCAUUGACAAGGAGAUUUCUUCGCGGCUGAUGCUCAUGUUCAACGACAGAGACGCUCGCGGGCAGAAGUCCAUUUCUCAGCCCAUCAACACAGUCCUGGGUCCGGAGGACGUCAGCAGCCCUGCCAUCUUACGAGAGCACACCCAAUGGAUGUCGUACCUUGGGCUGCACACUCCCGAGUUACACCGACGGGAUUUCUUCGACUCGAGGACAAAUCAGUGGUACUACCGAGAGUACAAUCUCGAUGACGACUUUGAAGACGCGUGCGAGAACACGCGGAUCAUUUCCUAUGCUACUGGACGCCCAGUCAAAGCCUCGGACUUUCUCUGGCGCUGA